Messenger RNA from Onychostoma macrolepis, 4506 nucleotides. RefSeq names its product androgen receptor (gene ar). Gene Ontology annotation, biological process: regulation of DNA-templated transcription; male gonad development. The transcript is spliced from 8 exons. The record is from RefSeq and is a predicted model, not a curated record. The coding region runs from base 650 to 3211 and encodes 853 amino acids. Lineage: Eukaryota; Metazoa; Chordata; Actinopteri; Cypriniformes; Cyprinidae. Gene Ontology annotation, molecular function: zinc ion binding; DNA-binding transcription factor activity; sequence-specific DNA binding.
UCCCGUGGCUGUAUUAUUUAGUCCUGAAUGUUAAAGCACUCAAGGACUUUCCCGAGCGAACUCUCCGUAAAAUAACUGCUUAUCCCGGCAAAACACCGUGACACAGCAAGCUCUCCACGCUUCCCCUGCGACUGAGCUCAGGAGAGAACCUGACACGAGAGAAAGGGGCUUUAAUUGUACUUUAAGGAAAGCGUGGGUUUUUGUGAUGUGCCCAGGGUAUUGUAGCAACCGCCGCCUCGGCUCGGACUGAUCAUUGAAAACAACGCAAAUCUUUUCGCUUGUUCUCAAGGUAGUCGGAAAACAACUCUAGCACCCCCGGUCGGGUUCACGUUCAUCCGCUCAUUAUGGACAACGCGCGUAGCCUGCACGUCUGACUUGAGCGUACGGCGGGACUUAUAAUGCUCUAAUGAGCAGAAGGCUGUUCACGUGUAUUUUCGGAAAACUUUUCCGUUGACGUUUAUUAAGAGCCACCUUGGGUCUCCGGCUGAGCGUGAGCGCUCGUUUGAUUAGUUUUGUUCACACUAUCUCGCGCAGCGCAGCUCUUUCAUGUCUGUCUGACUGGAACUUUUUCAAGGAUUUUGUCUAUGAACUUGUUGCGGUGAGUCCCCUUUAAACCCUCGCGGCCCGUGUUGUGCUCUGUUUCUAGACUAUGGAGGUUCCGGGGGAGGCUUGCGAAUCCCCAGACGCAGUUUUUCACGGACCUUAUCAAAGCGUUUUUCAAAACGCCGAGAGUUUGGACUUUUCUAGCUUUAAGAAGCGCGGCUGCCUGCAGGAGACCGCGUUGACGGAAAUGCGUUUAAGCAAGCUGUCCCCCAGCAAGGGAAUAAUAUGCUGCCCCGAGAAAGAGUGCGAGAGUGCGAGUUUAGUGAUGCAGGCGGCGGCGAGUCGUAUUCAUUUUCACAAGAGUUUAACAGGAAGUAAAAGCGACUCGUCCCUGUCAUCUAGCGGCUCGGGCCGCGCAGACGCCACCGAAAGCAGCGGCAGUCGCGCAGGUUUCCUUUGGGGCGCUGAGAGCGGGCAGAAGGGCUGCGCUGCGGUUGAAGUUCACUCGCGCGAGUUGUGCUCGGUCCGUGACGCAAGUGUGGCGAGUAGUAGUCGCGCGUGCACCUCCAACAACACCAACAGCAGCAGCAGUAGUAGCAUCUCGGAGACAGCGAGAGAGCUGUGCAAAGCCGUGUCCGUAUCUUUGGGCUUAGCUAUGGAGUCCAGCGAACUGGGCGAGGUGGGACCACACCAUGCGCCGCCGCCCCUGACCACUGAAAGUAGUAGUGAGGAAAUCUUUUUGUUUGGAAUGCCUUUGCUGAACUGCUCAGUGAGCGAACGGGAGGCAGGAGGAGGGAAAGAAAGAGAGUACGCUCUCGCGGCGGGACGAGACAGAGGCGCAGAGCUGCGAGGCAGGGACAAACUGCUCGAGAUGUUUAAAAGUGGCGACUUGGAGCAGCUAGCUGGUGAGGUGACGACCUUGCAGUGCAGCACCGCAUCUCGAUCACACUUAACCGCGGAUGUGCAGGGGGUGCAUGAGUUCGCCAGCUUCUCCGGGGACUUUGCCAACUUGAGUUCAGAAGGUACGGCAGCGACGACAGCACCGGACAUGGACGCAACGCGAGCGGCUUCAUGCCAGUUCGAACAACUGUUGCCUCAGAGCAUGGCCCAUUUCGUGCAACCGGAGCUCGAAAACGGACCGAGCCAGAGCUUCGCGAAGCCCGCGGAGAUGUCCGGCGAGUUCGCGGGCCCCGUAGGAGCUUAUGUUAAUCUCUAUAAUGUCAAAAUCAAGGCAGAGAUGAUGCCCCGUGAACUAAAUGACACUUGGGCGUACCCGCAUAGGUACGCUGAGGACAGUAACGGCCAGUACGUGUCCACCAAACAGAGGACCCCUUACGCAUCUGGCCACGAUACGCCUUUUAUCUGUAACCCCUAUGAGUACGGCCGAAGCGAGGCUCUGGUUCAGCGGGAGCGACCUCCGCCCGAGCAGUGGUACCCCGGUGGGAUGUUGACCCGUCCUCCUUACCCUAACAUGCCCUGCGUGAAAAACGAGAUGGGCAAAUGGCUGGAUGUAACAUCAUUUACUGAUAGCAGGUUUGAUGGAGGAAGGAGUGACAUUUUCCCAAUGGAGUUUUUCCUUCCUCCACAAAGGACGUGCCUAAUCUGCUCUGAUGAAGCAUCUGGAUGUCACUAUGGAGCCCUCACUUGUGGAAGCUGCAAAGUGUUCUUUAAGAGAGCUGCUGAGGGGAAGCAGAAGUAUCUCUGCGCUAGCAGGAAUGACUGCACCAUAGAUAAACUGAGGAGGAAGAACUGCCCAUCCUGCCGUCUGAAGAAGUGUUUUGAGGCUGGGAUGACCCUGGGAGCCCGCAAGCUGAGGAAGAUCGGACAGAUGAAAGGUCCCGAGGAGGUCGGCCCUGUUCAUGGCCCAUCAGAGGCAGUCCAGUGCCUGUCGCCCAAGCCCAGCCUGACGUUCCACUCACAGUUGAUCUUCCUGAACAUCCUGGAGGCCAUAGAGCCCGAGGUGGUGAACGCCGGCCAUGAUCAUGCUCAGCCUGACUCGGCAGCUGCCCUCCUCACCAGCCUUAAUGAGCUGGGAGAGAGGCAACUUGUCAAGGUAGUGAAAUGGGCCAAAGGACUUCCAGGUUUCCGUAACCUGCAUGUGGAUGAUCAGAUGACAGUCAUACAGCACACCUGGAUGGGAGUGAUGGUCUUUGCUCUGGGUUGGAGGUCCUACAAGAACGCCAACGCGCGGAUGCUUUACUUUGCGCCGGACCUGGUCUUCAAUGAUCGUAGGAUGCAUAUCUCCAGCAUGUACGAGCACUGUGUUCAGAUGAAGCACCUCUCGCAGGAGUUUGUGCUGCUGCAGGUCACACAGGAAGAGUUCCUCUGCAUGAAGGCCCUCCUCCUUUUCAGCAUCAUUCCAGUGGAGGGGCUGAAGAGUCAGAAGUAUUUUGAUGAGCUGCGUCUGACGUACAUAAGCGAGCUUGAUCGUUUAAUCAACUAUGGCAGGAAGACCAACUGCGCCAUGCGCUUCCAACAGCUGACCCGACUGAUGGACUCACUGCAACCAAUUGUUCAGAAGUUGCACCAGUUCACCUUUGACCUCUUUGUCCAAGCUCGGUCCCUACCCACGAAGGUCAGCUUUCCCGAAAUGAUUGCAGAAAUCAUCUCGGUCCAGGUGCCAAAAAUCCUCGCCGGCCUGUCUAAACCAAUCCUGUUUCACAAAUGACAAGACUACACCCCUGAACUACUGAUCCAUACCAACCCCAUCCAGGCCAUAUGAGCCAGUCAGUUUGGCCUAAUCCAGUUUGAUCCAGCCUAAACCAGCCUGCAAUGCUCUUAAUCUGGACUCGAAUCGAGCGACAGGACUGAACGAUACUGAUUCUUUUUGAUUUUCCUUUUUUUUUUUUUUCUCCCCUUCAAUCCCUCCCUCCCUCCCUCUCUAUAUCAGUCUCAUCUCUCUCUCUCCUUUUGAAAAAUGGCCCUGAAAAGUAGCGGGACCAUUACAUCAUUACAGUUGUCUAUCUUCUCUUCAGAGAUCAUUUGAGCUCAUUUUCUCAAACUGACAGCAUGAUGUGAAGCAGGUUUUGUUCUUUCCUUCGACCAGCAGUUAUCCUUCAAGAGUUACGACGUAUUGCCUGGUGGACAGUUUGGAAAAAAUAUCACACUGAAGAUUCAUCUGAGCCCUUAAUCAAAAAAAAAAAAAAAAGGACACGGCAAAGAUCUCUAUCAGAGUCUGUGACCUGCCUCUAAUCUCUAUGCAUUGCAGGUUAAAAAGGUUUCAUUUAUUGUCCGUUGACUUGAGAGAUCAAGACAAAGCAAAGCAGCAUGCAUAGAGAAAUACAUCAGAACUUGACAAAAACCAUGACAGAGUCUCUUCGCUUGUGACUUUUACUCUUUUUAGUUAGAACAACACACUACUUAAUAUAGUACUAUAAUAUUACAACAGUAUGGAUUUCAGUACAGCAGGCUGGCUAUCAGUUUCCUCCCUGCUUUAUUAGUUUAUUGAUUGUAAAACAAGUGCUUCAUUCAUUUCUUAUGAAAUGUAGAGGCUCUUUGUAAAAGCUUUUUAAAAGGCAUCAUUCAUUUGGGGUCAGACAAUCUGUGACUUUAAUUUUAAAAUGUCACAGUUAGGUUUUGCCACUAAGAACGAAACAACAGCACAAUAAAAAAAAAAAAUAAAAAAAAAUAAAAACAUCUCACAGUCAUCAAGACUUGCCUCCUCCAGACAGCAGACUUUUGUUAAGACGGGGCUCAGUGCCCUCUUUUGCAACCUGGAUAUUUAAGUGCAGGUUUUAGGGGAUAUUGUUGACAGUUUGUACAUAAAUACAGCAAUGCUUGGGUAAGCAUAGAUGAUCUUCAAAUAUAUACACAUAUAUCAAUUUAUGCAUGCUGUCUUCAUAUCCAUCAACAAAACAACAAACAAAUAAUUGCAUGCUAAAUCCCUAGAUAUUCAAACAAACCAAACUGCAUUGCCAGUAAGCUAAAUGGAUAUUGUUAGGAAACGGUACUGUUUCCCAUAAG